This is a messenger RNA of Aureococcus anophagefferens, 5364 nucleotides long. RefSeq lists its product as hypothetical. Lineage: Eukaryota; Pelagophyceae; Pelagomonadales; Pelagomonadaceae. The transcript has 11 exons. Gene Ontology annotation, cellular component: THO complex part of transcription export complex. Gene Ontology annotation, molecular function: mRNA binding; protein binding. Gene Ontology annotation, biological process: mRNA export from nucleus; mRNA processing. The coding region runs from base 1 to 5364 and encodes 1787 amino acids. The record is from RefSeq and is a predicted model, not a curated record.
AUGAAGGAGGCGGAGCACCAGUAUACUUGGGCAACUCAGUUGCACGACGAAAACGAUCACGUGGGCGCAUUUCGCCAAUUCAAGCUGAGCGCGGACCAGGGCUUUGCGCUGGCCGUAUUUGCCGUCGGCACCUACUACGAGGGGGGACUAGGCGGCGUGGACCUGGAUAUCGACGAGGCAAAACGCUGGUACGCGCGUUCUGAUACUGAGGCGGCCAAAUCUGCCCUCGCGGCCCUCGAGGACAAGGGCAAGAGCAAGACGCACUGGGAUGCUGCAAUAUGGGCUCUUAUUAGUCUUAGGGCUCGAGGCUGGCGAUUGCGACUUUGUGGCGAGCUCGCCUCUGGUCGAGUGCUGCGCAUGCGCGCACUGCAUGGCGAUGCAGUGCGCAUGCGCGCGGCCAGCGGACGCGCAAGCGAUGCCUCGCCUGGCUCAACGGUACACGCCCCGAGGAGGCUCUCCUCUGCGUUUUCCCUCGUGAGAGGUCUUUUCCGCGCGGUUUCUCGAAAAAGAGUUUCCGCAAAUCUACGCGCGUCGUCACUCCACGACGCGCAAGCUCACGUCGCCUGCCCUGAGGUUGGCCUUCGGGUCUGGGCAGAGUGCGCGACGUCCCGAGAGGCUCCGGGCGUUGGGCUCCCCGCCGGACUGGGGUCAGCAGCCCCGCCUGCUGCCCUGGCCGCGAAACCCCGUUCGGUCGACCGAGCGGGGGGACGCGGCAGGUCCGGAGGCUUACCCGGCGUCAGACGGCCACGAGGCAGCGAGAGCGCUGGACCAGCGCGCUCUUUGGGGUUCCUCACCCCGGACGCGACGCGCCUAGGCGCUCCUCCCAGCGAGAGUCCGGUUCCCCCGUGGGUCUCGGCUAGGCCCGGGCUAGCAGUAAGCGACUCCAGGCCAGGGCCCCCCCCCACACGAUUAUUGAGCGCUCGAAUCAUGUCUUGGACAAAAGCCGACGGCGAUGCCCAUAGCGACUUGGCGCACACACUAUUUUUAUCCAGCAAAACUGUCGCCAGUACCUUUCCAGAAGUGGCGCGUGCAGACGAAGCGACUAACUGGCGGGAUGCCGUCUUCGAAGUAGUUGCGCCGAUGACUUUUAUAAGGCUCCUCGACGAGGAACUUUUGGGAUUGGCGGGUCUGAUAAACACGGUUACUUUCGUGAAGCGGAUGAAAAAAUUGAACACGGAUCUAGUAUACAGGCAACGCAAGUAUAAUUUGUUGCACGAAGAGAGCGAAGGAUACUCAAAGGUUACGCCCCGUGCCUUGGAUUUGAGUUCGGGAAGGGUUACGACAAUGCUAGCGCCAGCGCAUUUCAUGCUUUCACGGCUCCGGAGGGGCACAUCUUUGAUGGGGGCCGCACAGACACUUCGAGCUCUUAUUGGAGGCUUCGAUCUAGACCCAAAUCGCGUUUUGGACAUAGUGCUUGAGUCUCUCGAGCGCGACUGCGGCAGCUCCUCUGAAGUUAUUGAGGCCCAUCUCAACCUUGCUCAGCAACUCUCGCUGAAUGAAUCAUUUCCACACAUUCUGGGUUUCAAAUUUCAGCACUAUCACAAACAAUCGGCCACGCCACGAUCUCUUUGUCGUCUUGCAGUUAUGCUUCUUAGUGCGAAUGUGAUAAGCAUUGAAGCGCUCCUGCCGCAUCUUGCCCCAUCAUUGGGAACCCUUGCAGAUGAUGCGAAACAGUUUGGUGAACAGACAGACAAAGAAGCAGGCUGCUUUGGUGUCAUCUCGCUUGGUGGCUCUGGAGAAAAAUCUGAUCUGGGCAUGCAGCGCAGCAGAAUUCAUGCUGCAUCGAAGGUACAUGAAGAUUCAAACGACGUAUCGACUCAGAUUUUUGGUAUCGUGGAAGCCCUCUUGUGGGAUCAACGUUGGCAUCUUGCUGAACCCCUUCUUUCACGCAUGGAGCGAGGAGGUGCGCUUCCUGGUAGCUAUCCCGGAUGUCAGCAAGCGCUCUAUAGCCUAGCACAUUUUGUGCUAGAACCUGUAUACAUCGUGUUUUCUCCACGGUCGUUUGGUGUUGCAUCGCGCUGGUCAGGAGCGAUUCGAAGUUCUGAUUUAGUCAAAGCCGUGAAUCCACGAUACACGCGGCGACUUGAACAAUCAGAUAUAGCAUUGUUGCCGCAGCUUCUCUUGGUCCUGGAGCCGCUUUGCUAUCACCUUCACGUCUACACAGCAUUUGACGCGUCACUCGUGACCAAGCUUGCACGUGUCCUCAAGCACUUGCUCCAGCCGUGCUGGCGUGGAACUGACGAAUCAUUGGUCGCAAGACGGCUUCUAGAGCACGUCUUGCUACCCACACUAUCACUUAUGCCGGGCAACCCUGGCUGCGUGCUCGAGGUAUGGGCAGCGACGAGGUGUCUUCCGUACUGCGAGCGCCAUUUACUUUACAAAGCUUGGCGUGGUCGCGGUGUUGAUCGCACUGCGAUCGGCUUGAAACACUUUGAGGUCGCGCGAGCUGAGUGCGAGGCGGGCCAUGACGCGAGACAGGCGCUGAAGCGUGUUGCAAAUGAAAAAAAAAAUGCCAAACAUGUGGGACGUGCGUUGGCAAAAACAGCUCACUCGAAUCCUUUUGUUGUCUUCCAUAUCAUCCUCUCACAGAUAGAAUCCUAUGAUAAUAUGAUUCAGCCAAUCAUAGAGUCCUUCGGCUUCAUGACGCCCCUGGCGCUGGACGUCCUCUCAUAUAUGCUUCCACUUCACCUUGCAGAUACGUCCCGUCAUAAAUUACAGGAUAAUGGUAUCCAUAUUUCUCAUUGGUUUCAGUAUCUCGCUAAUUUUACCGGUGUAUUUUAUCGCGUUUACCCACAAACUGAGCUUCGGUGUCUCAUCGAUUUUCUUCUGCUUCGCCUCAAGGCAGGUGGCUCUCACGAGCUACUUGUCUUCAAUGAACUUCUGGCGCGCAUGGGUGGUUGCGAAGUGCUCGAAGACAUAUCUGACGCUCAGCUUGGCGGUCUUGCGGGCGGCGAGGUACUCCGUCGUGAAAUAUUCGCUUUCGAGAAAGCAUCCAAACGUGCUAUUUCACGUCUGCAAGAUGCUUUGUGCACACCAGACAAGGCUGCACCAAUGCUUGCUUUAGUCGCCCAGCAGCGCGGGUAUGCGCUAUUCAAGGGAGAAAUGGAUCAUGUUAAACAGCUCGGGCAGCUCUUUGACCGAUGCCAGCGGGUUUUGGUUCAGCUAGUUGAGUUUCUCGCGCGCUCAACUGAGCGUCCGACCAACCUCGGUACCCAAGAAAAGCACUCAUACCUUGAGCUUUUGCCCGACCUACAGACUCUCUGUGGUGCGAUGUGCGUCGAGCCGCAGGUCGCUUUUCAUGCCGCACGGCCGUUGAUGGCUGCAGCAGCAGCAGCCCGACGAAAUGCCGCGAAGAAUCAGCUCGAUAUAACAGCAAAGAUCGCGCGCGGACCAGAUGGUGGUCAUCUCAGGAGGUGGGACCCAGACGACGAAACAAUGAAUGCUGCCAUGCUUGCUGUAUCGCCGGCACACGACUGGGAAGCAAUUACGAUUCAGUUCUACCUAACAUUUUGGUCGCUAUCCCUUUACGACAUAAAAGUACCUACCAAGGCCUAUGACGCGCAAAUCACUCUCCUUCGGGCAAAAUAUAAUAAUACACAGCGUGAAGUUGAGGAACCAGAGAAGCGCAAGAAGGAAAUGGCACGUUAUCUCGGAACAGUUGAAGCACUUUCAUCAGAGCUGGCUGCACAAAAAGAUCACUGCAAGCAGGCCGAAGACCAACGUCGCUCCAUCUCAGAGUCUGUGCUACAACAUUGUGUAAUGCCACGUAUCACUAUUACACCAGAAGAUUCUCUCUUCUGUGCAAGCUUUUUUCAUAAGCUCCACACGAUAGAGACGCCCAAUUUCAGCAGCCUCCAGUACUAUGAUAGAGUCGUCAAAGAUGUCUUUCCUGUUGUGUAUUGUGCAACAGAUCAUGAGGCCGGCUGUCUUGGCAUAUUCCUCAAGGCAACCUUUGAGCCAUUAAAGCGCUGGCGCUUUGAUAAACACCUCUAUGAGAAGGAAGCAGCCUCAAAGCCGGGCUUCUCUGUUGCUAUCGGCUCUCCUGCGCGCUGCUCGUACGAACAGUACUGUACGGUGUUUUUUAAAUGGUAUGACAAGAUCACCAAGAUUGCCCUUCAUUGUCUCGACCAGUAUGAGGAUCAUGGUCGAGCCUGUCUUCUUGUCCUCAUCAAACUUGACGGCGUUUACCCUGCCCGCAAACGUGUGAAUGCCCUUUUGAUGGACAAGCUAGACAUCAUCAGGAAGCAAGAAGAUAUGAAAGAUGUCCAAGCCAUGGCCCAGCGCUACCACACACUCCUCAAGAAACGGAAAGAUUCUUUAUUUGAUGAUGUUGUUAGCAAGCGUGACGUGCCCAACCCCAAAUCCCAAAAUGUUAAUGUUCCUAGCAAACGCCAAGCUGAUUCGACUGCCACAAAACAAGCCUCCCCCGACAGGAACAAGUCCAGCUCGGCUGUCUCGGACCCCAGUCAGACGAAUCUCCAAGGUGUGCAAAGCCGCUCUAUCCGUGCUACUACCAUGACUGAUUCCAAAACUACAAGAAAUGCGGGCUCACGGGGUGUUCGCAGCAAUCGAGAUGAACUUGAUGUCUCAACCUCAGUGCCUCACCGCAACCGAAUCGACACUCUCACGCACGUGCAUGGGCGCGCAGCUGAACGUGUCAGCGACCGCAAAAAGUACGCCGAAAGCCCUCUGCCAAGCACCAAGCCCCCCCCGUCGCCUUCAGGGUUUACAAAGCCGAAGUCCUCCACGCAGCGAUUGGAUCAGCAUCCAAAGCGCACACGCAACGAUGACACAAGUCUAGAGCCAAAACGUAAUCGUUCCGUUACCGCUCAAAGUAGCAAUGACCGUCCGCCUUCCAAGCGUAAUCGCGAAGAGGAGAGGCGCCGUGGUGGAGGCCGCAGGAUAUUCAAACACGGCUCCGCUGAGCGGCGACAGCAACGCCGUGGUAUGGCGGGGAUCGCGACGCUCGCGGCCGAGGCCGCCGCCGAGCACGAGCCCCCGCGCUUCCACGCCGAGGCCGCGGCCGCGCGCGAGGCGGCGGCCGAGGCGCCGCCGCCCGGCGCGGGCGACGUGCGGCUCGAGCGCUACAACGCCGCGACCCAACUCUGGCACACGCUCGCGGCCCCGGCCGCGCCGCCCGCCGCGGCGGGGGCGGAGCGCCCCGCCGCCGAACCGCGAGCUCGACGGCCUCGACGACUUCGACUCCCUCCGCGGCGUCAUGAAGAAGGCCUACCACCUCGCGCCGCUGACGCCGACGGAGGCGAAGCCCUUCGCGGGCGUCCGCUGGCAGCCACUAAACCCAAAACAAUAGGGAUCCCGCAGUUUGUAAAGCCGUCGGAAUCUAAGUCCCGUACAUCAUGUUAG